AUGCCCCAAAAAAGAUCUGGCUUGGUGGUGCCGGUCAUUUUAUGGGGAUCGAAGCCGCCUUCCAACUCCAUCACUCAUCUCACAGCAGUGAAUCAAGGCCAAACAAUAAUCUCUGGUGGGAAAGAAGGGCAGCUAGUCCAAUGGACGGUCGAUCAAGACAAUUGGAUCCAACCUCAGAGCAUGAUGAUCGCCCAUUCGGCUCCAAUUUCUUGUCUGGCUCCGGCUUUGAAAGGUCCACAUUGCUCGUAUGUUUGUUUAAUUGUUUGUUUUUCUUUAGGUAAUGUGCAAAAUUGAGAAAAAAAAGCAAAUUAAAAUAUCUGCUUUUAGAAGGUAUGUGAGCUGCUCCGAAGAUGGUCUGAUUUGUUUGUGGAACAGUAAUGGAGCCAAGGUGGUUGAAAGUGCUUGUCAGCAAUAUGUACAUAGAAAGAUUGUGUCAUAUGUAAGUGUUGGUCAAACUAUAUCUAAAAUCCUUUUCAGACAUUCAGCAGUGAUGAUCAUGCCCUACCAAAAUUGUUUUGCAUUGGUGAUUAUAGCGAAGUUAUCAUAUUAGACGCUCUGGAUUUGAAUAUUACUUGUUUUUUGAGAUCACGGAUCGAAUCAGACUGGUUGAACACAAUGACUCUUGUCUAUCCGAAUGAGAAACGUGAGAUUCACUGUUGUUUAUUCAGACCUUAAUCAGAUGUAGUUCUCGGGAUAACAGUUUCCGGCGUCAUCAAGAUGUGGGGUCUUCAAGAUCUGGAGAAGAAAGAUCCGACUAGUCUAAUAUAUGAAGAUGAGGCCAAGCCGCUAGGACUCAAAUCUGUGCGAGCGAUUUGUUGUUCCAGACAAAAUUCUAGGAUGAUGCUGGUGAUUACGGCCACUUCGUGGCAAGUAAGUUGUCUUCAAUACUAUCUUUAAUGUUUAGAUCAUUGAUCCAAGUGCAUUGCAUCAGUUAAUUGUAUCCCAAACCGCAAUCGAGGCGGUCAAUGGAACAAUCAUUGAUAUCGAUAGAAUAGCCGUUGGUUUCGCUGAUUCAACUGUUGUUCUUUUUCAACUUCCAAGAAGGUACCUAAAGUUAUAUUUUUGUGUGUGAUGAUUUUAGUCGAUUGGUGGGCAAAAAUGUUCGUGAUAGAUUUGGAGAUCGUCCUGUUCCGUUAGGAAAUAUUGAACAUCCAUUUGUAUUUGCGAUUCUCAGAGGUAUCAAAACAGCGGAUAAGGUAGGAUUUGAAAUUGAUUUUCAGUUCAAUAUUACUUUAGAUUCCUAGUCGGGCUACCUUUUACUUUGAGACUAGAGCCAAUGACACGGAGAGUAAAGUGGUCUACAGAGCGGACAACAAAGGAAAGAUGAGUCUCUGGUCGAUUCCAAAGAACUUUGAUGCUUUGGUUGAGGAAUUCAUCAGGAAAAGGAAUCCGACAGGUAUUAUUCAGCUUCAUUCUAUUGUUUUAUUUUAGUUUACGAUCCAACAACUCGUCAGAGUUUUGGAAGUGUUUGGGAACGUUUGAAUCCGCCACCUCCUUCAAUAAUCAAAAUGGAAGAUUCAAAACCAAUUACGGCUACCAUUUACAUCAGUUGUCAAGGGAAGUUACUUCUCGGCCGAAACGACGGGUCGAUUGUGAUGACCCAUGCUUUUAGUGCUCUCAGUUCGCAACUGUUUGAGGCAUCGAGUGGUAUGUUUAGUUAACCUAUUGGCGACUCUGAGUUUAGAAGUGCAGCAUCGAGUACUACAAGGUCACACAUCGGCGGUCCAAUGCUUUUUGUAUCCGUUCCAACAAGACGAACGAUAUGAUCCGGAGAUAUUCUUGUCCGGAGGCCUGGAUUUUGCAGUAAUUGUGUGGAAUUUGAGUACAGGAACUAAAUUGCAUCGGUUUUGUUCUCAAGGGGGUCCCAUUUUGAGAAUGUUGGUACUGCCUGAGAAUUGCAAUGUACGUUCAAUUUUUAUUAUUUGAUUGGUUUUUAGCCCCGAUUGACUCAUUGCAUCUGUUCUGUUGCCGGAGAUAACUCAGCGGCCCUGUUGAGCUUGAAAGAAAAGCGAUGCAUUCUCUUGGCCAGCCGACAACAAAGUCCAAUUCAACAGGUGAAGUGGAGACCUUUGGAUGAUUUUAUGUUAUUGAAAUGUGAAGACGGACAUGUCUACGUUUGGCAGAUGGAAACUGGGAAUCUGGAUAGGAUUGUAGGCGGUGUUCUGGCUACAGAUGUAUUGGCUGCUUCUGAUGAACAAAGUGGAAUCACCGAGAUUGAUGACAAGGCUAGUGCCUCACAAGCCGUCAGAAUGCUUAGAGCCAUAAAAAACAAGAAUAUUGACGCGGUAAAUACAAUAAAAAGUAUAUAUUGGUUUAGAUUAAGCAAGUGGUGUCUAAUAACGACUCCAAGAAACAUUGGUUCGACUCGAGUUCCACUCUCCUCCCAUCACCAAUGGAUAUUGUCCAGCUGAAGAAAUCAUCGAAUGACGUCCACAUGAUCCUGUUCAAUGUUGAUGCUCUAAUAACUGGACUUAAGGCUACUGAUGAAGCGAUCGGAAAAGGAGUUCCAAAUUCUGACAGCAGUUUUGAUCGACGGCAAUCUCUUUCGACACUAAUCACCCGCAAAUCAGAAGGCGCCCUCCAAAAUCACUUGCCUUAUAAUUCGAAUAAUAUGGGAACAGUAAACCGAGCAAAUGGGGUUUCUACAGCCAAACGAUGGCAAAUGGAGACUAAUCUUUAUAUGAAUACGGCCAAACUGUUGGUUUCCCUGUUACAUGGGUGGAAUCUGGAUGAAAAUGUGGAUAAUAUAUGUGUGAACAAGUUGAAAUUACAGAAACCUAAGGCUCCAAUUUGUUUCGGGACAAUAAGUAAGAAAGGUGGGUAAAAUUAUAGGUAGAAUUGUAAGGAUUAUUUAAUCUUUUUCAUUUCAGGGUUUGUCUCUCUUUCGCUUCCCUUUUGUACUGGUAAAAGUGCUCCUUUCAACGAUUUAUCAUUUCGCAACUUUUCCUUGAAGCUCAGAUGGAAGGACGAUCCCCAACUCACCACCAUUCACUUACUUUCCCUCGUUUCCAUUUCCAAUGCGAUGAUGUCACUUAAGAGUCGUAUUUUGCAAACCUCCCACUCCCGGCCUCUCCUUCGGAGGGUACCGUCCACCAAGUCUACAGAUACCAAUGAAUCUGACUCGGAGGGGCAUCUUGUAAGACAAGGAUGGUCUCAUGUUGCCUCAAUGCAUUGUGUGUUGAUCUCAGAGCUGGUUAAACCGCCAGAUGAAUACGCCUCACCUGAUAUUGAACUAGUGGUGAGGAGAUGGCAUGACUCUUGCGUUGAGAUCAAGGAUGCCGCGCAGGCUCUACUGAUUAGAGAGUUGUCUAGAAUGAGCAAAGAAGGUAAGACUGAUUCUUUCUCAUAUAAUAGGUUAUGUAAAUAAUUUUUUAAAACCACAAAAAUCGACCGAGAUUAUUAAAUUUCCUGUCUCAAUAUGCUCGACUCACUCCAGAUGCGAUAUAUGACGAACAGUGGUUAAGCUGAAUCUGAUUUAAACCGAUUUACGCUUCUUAAUCAAACACGCAACAACAGAAUCCAAGAAUUUUAGGAAUUAUUUUCAAAAAGUGCCCUCAGGACCAUAAACACCACGUGGGUAUCGGAAUAGCAUACCGUUAGAAUCAGCAGAGAAUCAUGAUUAGUUUCUCAAAUUAUCACGGCUUCAUCCCACCUAGUGAUAAAGAAAGACAAAUUUUUGUUACCCUGAUCCAAACUUUUCCGAUCCCCAGGGCAAAGGAAUAUUUUGGUAGAGUAGAGCAUAGAAUCGAUUGGUGGUCAAGUUUGUUAAGACAUGGAAUGCAUAUCUAUCACUGUUUUAGAGUUUCAGACUGGCCCAAGUUCAAUCGGCGGUAGAAAAAAAACUAAAAAUCCAUUUUUUUAUGUCCACGGCUGGUUCAGUGACUCAAAAAUUGUUUUAAUUAAUGGGGUUAUAGGAAGACGAGCUCUCAUCGAUCACUGGACACCUUUCCUCCCCACUCUCUUGGAUCCGUCGAUAUCAAUAUUCGGUUACCGAGAUUCGCCGAAUGGCCACAAACUUCCCUCGCCGCCUCAGCCCAACUUCAUUGUUAAUAACACCGAUCAGAAAGUCCCUCCUCCUCGGCCUGCUCCUCCGAUACCUCCAAGAAAAGGUGCUGUGGAAUUGCCUGAAGUGAAUUCUGUAGAGUCAUCAAAAGAAAACGUGAGCAACAUCACUUCGAACAUAAAUAUGGAGAAUGCGGAUACUGUUGGUGGAUUACAUCAAGUGCGGAGGAACCAGGCGACGGCAGUGGUUCUUCUCGGAGUGUUUGGAGCCGAGUUCCCCAAGGAACUUCCUAAUGUUGACCUGACUAGAUCCAUCAGUCAUGCGUUGGUGGAGUUACUAGUAUCAGAAGAAACUCCCUUGUUACCCGCACAUUCAGCUUUGAGGAGAGCCGCGAUCGAUCUGAUUGGAAGGGGAUUCACUGUCUGGCAGCCCCACAUUGAUCUUUCCAAAGUUCUUCUUGGUCUUCUCGCAUUGACAAGUAUUGGCGAAGAUGAGCCGGAUCUGAAGGGGCCUAUCAGUCCUGAAGUUGAUUCCUUCCGAACAGCCAGACAUGCGCUUUCAUUGAUUGCCUCGUCAAGAGCCAAGGCUUUGAUUAAUGCAUUGAGUAUGGAGGUAGCCAGAUACAAUUCUCUCACUCAACAUCAGACUGUCCAGCAAAACAUCUUCAGUCCAUUGAUGAAGUCGAGGAAUGAAGUUUUAAGACUACUGGAACAACUUUCAGAGAAGCAUUACAACGAUGUGGCGGAUAUGAUUACACCGGUAUGCUAGUAGAAAUAUUAAGUACAGUAUGGGCACUCGGGACUUGCAACCUUAUUUCAAGGAUUCCUCCGCAAACCCUGCACCAAUCUCAAUAAGAUAUAUCAUAUUGACACUGGGACCAUAAUCUUUUGUCCACCCUUUCUGCUAAUUUUGAAGAUUUGUUCAGCCCAAAACUCAAAAGUUUUUGCAGCCGUACCGGUUUCAGUGGACAUAGGCUCGCCAUGUCCGGAGGACAAAAAGUGGUGUGCCUCUUCAAUCUAACGUAAAUUUCGUAGAAAUUGGUACAGUAUUUGCGGAGAAAUACCUAAAGUAAUGUUAGAAGCCCCGAGUAGACCACCUUGUGUAUUAUAAUUUUAGGUGGGAGAUAUACUUGUUCAUUGUUUGGAUAUAAACAGACUGAAGCAAAACUCUCUGGCGGAAAUAUUCCCUCCAAUUGCAAAGUAAGUUUAGUCCGAUGAAUACUAUUCGCGCCAUAAAGUCCCGACACAUUUACUGCCGAUGUCAUGCGGCGCGAAAAUUGAAGUGAGCUCGCGCGAAGGUUCACGUCGCUAGUGCAAAAUUGUCGGGACUUUAUGGCGCGAGUAGUAAACGGUCGUUUAGAUUCUAUAUGGUUGGAUAUUGUGGUGCCACCAGGAGAGUUGCCUUUGGUGGAAAGAACGGAUCAAUUGUUGUACAUGAUCUGAAGGCAGCCAAGGCACAAACAAUCGCUGCUCACAAAGCCGCCAUAACUGCGCUUUCCUUCUCUCAAGAUGGCAAGUAUAUGGCUGCUUAUAGCGCCCAGGAUGCCAAGAUCAGCUUCUGGCAAUCGCAGCAAACAUUUUUGGUAAGUGAACACGGUUUUAAAUAUUUAUUCUUGUUUUAGUCAUCUACAAUCUUCGUUCGAAUAAAUAAUAAUUGAUUUCAUUGCAGGGCAUGGGGCAGAAUCAGAUCCGCUGUGUAAAGACUCUGCCCGCCCCCUCUGAGUUCCCGGUUGUGAGCCCCGGAGGCACCUAUCAGCCCUUCAGGGCUAGACUAGUCUGGAUCAACAACAAGUCGUUGACGCUAAUGCUUCCGAACGGAAAAGAAAACAGAUUUUCGGUUUAA
Messenger RNA from Bursaphelenchus xylophilus (pine wood nematode), 5845 nucleotides. The record is from the annotation of a GenBank genome assembly. NCBI's taxonomy places the organism in Eukaryota, Metazoa, Nematoda, Chromadorea, Rhabditida, Aphelenchoididae.